AACUGAGUUCAAGUUUUGCUUUUCUAAACCAUCCAGGUACCUGUAUUUUCUGGUAUUCUUUUUUUUCGCCGAAUUCGAAGACCCCAUAGUUUUGUGUCGAGGGCCAGGGGUCACUUCAAUUUGCUGAGAUUUCAGUAUGAAAAAAAUAUGUUUUUCGCUUGAAUCAACGGUUUUCGUCUAGAUCCGUCCUUCUUAUUCUGUGAGCAAUGGAAGGUAAUUACCCCCCUGGUUACUACCUCCCUGAAAGGGAUCAACAAGAAAACAGACAACAGCAACAACCGCCACCACAGCAGCAACCACAACCACAACAGCAACCACAGCAGCAGCAACAUGUUGCACACUAUCCCUUUGAUUUGCCAAUACCAUACCACACGUCCUCUCAGCAUCAGUCUGAGUAUAUGGGGGACGAUCAACCGACCAGAGUUUUCCCAGUACCACACCCAGGACCUAUGGCACAAAUGUUCAGUCCAGUAUAUCAUGAUUCUGGCCCUGUUCAUUCAUCUGCGAAUCAUUUGCACCACGCUCAUCUUCAGCGACCAGUCGCUUUUGGGGGUCAUGGGGUCAAGUUCUCAAGCCUGCCAGCAAGCUAUACCCCACCUAUUACUGCCCAAGAACCAGCUGUAGAAAGAAAUGACGUGCCAGUGUCACUGACAACUUGUGUGCCAGUUGUAGAGAGAACCGACUUGCCCACCACAACGCGAGAAUCAGUCAUAGACAUUCCACCCAUCUCAAUGCGUGAAUCACCUACAGAUAGCUGCAUUCCGCCCACCACAAAACAGGAAUUGGCCGAAGACAGCUACAUGUCGCCCUCUACAGCUCAUGAAUCACCUAUAGAUAGCAGUAUUUCACCCACCACAACACAGGAAUCAGUUGAAGAUAGCAGCAUUCCAGCUACCACAACCAGCGAACAAGUUACUGACAGUAUAAACAUUGAGCCUGUCGCAACUUCAGAAGUAGCUAUGGAUGACGACAUUCCUCCUGCCAAGAGUUGGGGAACGGUUGAAGAGAGGAGCAUCCGGCUUGUGACAACUCAUAAACCACAAGCAGAGGGCAACACAUUAAGGGCACAAGAUACUGGACCAGGUCCUUCUAAGCAGGCCCAGACCAAGGAGCAGAGCGAGGAAUGUCAGACCUCACCACAUCUGUCUGAUCCAACACCACCAUCUCCAAGCAGCUCGGGGUCGGAACCACAGCUGUUCGCUGCACUAAAUCUCAGAAAGACCAGCGCCAUUACAGAUCUACCGCUAUCUCUCUCAUUAAGAGUGCCAUCGCAGGAUAAAGUGGAGGGAGUGAUCGCCAAGGAAACAAUAGAGAAGGGGGUGGAAUUUGGACCCUAUAUCGGGACGCUGAUGAACGAGGAGCAGGGUCUGGUGAAGAAUACAUCAUGGGAGCUUUGUAUCACAGGGAAAGUGUUCUUCUAUAUUGAUGGACGUAAGACGUGGAUGUCUCAUCUAAGAUGUGCGCAGAGGGAGGAGGAACAGAACAUGGAAGCAUAUCAGUACUGCGGCAAUAUCUACUUCCGAAGCACAAAGGUCAUUGAACCAGGAAGUGAACUAAGAGUGUUCUAUAGCGAGGAUUAUGGAAAGUGCGUUGGUAUUCAGACCACACUAAAUGAUCUUCAAUUUGAUGAAGAUGCACAGAAGUUCCAGUGUAGCCUGUGUGAUGGUCUGUUCACAUCUGCCAAACUAAUCCUGAGACACAUCAGAUGUGAACACAACAGUGGAGAUGAGAUGAUCCCCGUGCUGACUUGGAAGAAAAAAAGGAAGAAGAAAUAUGUGGCAAUUGAGGUCAGCUCCAAACAGCAGUUGGCAACACAGAUAAAAGUAAGCGACCAGGAAGAAUCCGCCUUCAAGUGUGGAACCUGUAAGAAGGUCUUCCCCUCCUUUGGCAGACUGAUGGCGCAUGAGUUAUUCCAUGAGAAGGAACAAGCAUCUCCAGUAAAUGUUAAAGAUUCCCUAACCGUUACAAAACAGAUGAAACCGCAAGGUUCCAAACAGUACGUGUGUAGUGAAUGCACCAAAGAGUACAAGUCAUGGCGUUCGCUCAAUCGGCACGAGAGGGAAGCUCACGGGUAUCGAUGUGAUUUCUGCUUAGAAAGAUUCCCUAAAAAGAAAGACUGUUUGACACAUGAGCAGACGCACCAAGCUUUCAAGUCAUCCCAACCUGCUGGAAAGUCUAAGGCGUCCCCCACAAAGAGUCGGGCGGCAUCUACAGGCAUUCAGCCCUCCGAACCAGCACCUGAUGAGCCUAAGGAUAUGCUUGGUAGACCUACCGAUUACUACAAACGCCCUUAUAAGUGUCGCUUUUGUACAAAGAGAUACAGCUCACGGGGCACUGCCGAGCGCCAUGAGAAAGAGGUUCAUAAGGGAGAGGGGGAUUUCAAGUGCAGUUAUUGUACAAAGGUUUUCGCCACUGUCAGCCGUUUGAAAGACCACCUUGUGCUGCACAAGUAUGUGAAUAUGUAUCGCUGCGCAGAAUGCCCAAGAAGCUUCGCAUCGGAGAGCGCCCUGAACAACCAUCAAGGAGAACAUACCGGACUGAAACCAUUCAAAUGCGAAGUCUGUGGUAGAGGAUUCAGAACUAGAAAGUUAGCCCUUAAACAUAAGCGGCGCAUCCACCAAGAACGCCCUAAACGUUUCCUUUGUACCUUCUGUGAUAAAGGGUUCGCUGAUAAAAGCGAUUGGAAAGUACACGAAAGACGCCACAAGGGCAUUAGGCAAUAUGUUUGCUUAGAAUGUGGUAAAGGGUUUACGUCAAGCACUUCCCUCGCUGCCCACAAACAAGCCAUGCAUAUCAAGGUCAAACCAUUUUCUUGUGCAGUUUGCAGUAAAAGCUUUGCCUUGAAUCAUCAAUACAAUCAUCACAUGGCCAAGCAUAGGCUAGAGGGAGAAGGUAAUGCACUUGCCAGCAUGCAACAGUCAUGAAUCAAUUCCAUGUUUAAGAAAUAGCUGUAUCAUAGGCUGCAUAAGUAGCAUCAAUUUUAAGAACGAUGUGGACAAAAUUUAUUUCAGAAACAUUCGCAUGUGUUUGUUAUGAAGGAUUUUAAGACAACAUGUUGUGAAUUGUAAGUAAACUGUAUACGUAUUGUUAAACUGAGUAUUCAAUAGCUUUCAGAAUUUAAAGAAAAGAGGAAACUUCUACUUCAGAAUAAGACAGUGAUGGAUGUUAGCUAUUCAAAAAUAAGCAACAACAACAACAACAAAUGGGUUCCAUUUUGUGAGGUCUAGGUAAUUUCAGCAUGUCUCGCUACUUUUCAGGGAAGGGGGGGGGGGGUAGAGACAAUCAUGAAUAUUGUAAGUGGCAGAAAUCUGAAUAGAGUCUAAUUCUAACUCAUUACUUCAAAACAGUUUGGAAAGGUACAACAGUAUUCAUGGAUAUUGUCAAGACUGCUAUUAUGUAAUAAUUUAAAAAUCUCUAAAACAAAAUGUGUAGCAUUCUUCAAAUAAGGUUCUGUUUGACUGAAAUUUCUUGUCUAAAAAAUGAAGAGAUUAUGGUGUGCCACAGGGUCCACUGUUUGGACCUUCUGUUUUUCUGGGUAGAUGAUUUUAAAUUUAAAUUUCCUAUUUAUAAUUUGAUAUUUCUUGCAAAUUUACAAGCUUUUUUUCUUCAUAUAUAACCUUGGUAAAUCCUUUUAUUGCUGCAUUUUACCAAUCUUAUUAAUUAGUCAAUAACUGAAAAUAUGUAUUUUGACAAAAAUCCAUGUAAAAAUAUACAAAUUCCCAAAUUGUAUAGAAAACUAUGGUUUUGACAAUUCCAACAAGUUGCCCAUGAGGCAAGCAAUCAGUUUUAUGCAUAUUUCCCUCUGUAAUAAUUCCCUAGCAUCAAAAUCCAUAUAGAAAUGCAAUAAUGUUCGACACAAAGUAUGCAGAAUUUGUCCUACUUAGCAUUUAAUAUAGAUGUAUAUUUGUUAGGAUUCUGAAAAGUUUUUGAGCCAAACUACAACAAAGUUGGGUAGAUGUCCUGAAAGGAUUGAAGAUAAAUGUAUGUAUUAUAGAAGAAAUCAUGUUAUUAUGAAUAUUCAAUGAAUUUUAAAUGUACAUGAUCUGUAUUCUUAUUGUUUUAGUGCAUUUAGUCAAUCUUGUGAAGCGUGAAAAUUAGAUCUUUCUUCACAAUAAGUCAUUAAAAAUUUCUUCUACUGAUCGUGAAGAAAGAACUUAAACAUACAAGACUUAUCUCCUCUUCAGUGGAUCUUGUGAAUUUUGAAGCAGCAAUAGUGCUACCUUAUUGCCCAGAUCUUUUUGAUCUGUUUCUCUCUCUGUAAUCUCUGUAUUAUUCAUUCAUUAUUGUGUACAUGUUUUACAUUCAUAUAUUUAUAUUCUUGUUCUUGUUCUUGAAUUCAAGCAACUGAUUAUAAAAUGUUCUGUAUUUCUGUAACAAUACAAAGUUUUGCGACAUGAUACUUUCAGUAAUUAUUGACAACAGCCAAUUUUCAUGAAUUUGCAAUUUUUUUGUUUUAUGACAUGUCAAAUUAAUGUAGUUUAUGAUGUUAAACUUUAUGAAUCAACACCAAUUACAAAUUUGGAAAUGUUUCUUACACCUGAAACGGAUAGUUUCUGUUUUGACAGCAACAGUACUGUGGUUUAAAUGAGACUUUUUAACAUCUCCUCAAAGUAACAUUAUAUGGACUAUGUUGCAAUUUCUGGUUUCUUUUAGAUGUACUUAAUCUGAAAUUUUGUCUACAUUUAAGUUACUGUUCUUAAACUGUUUCAGAACUUCAGACUCACAACACAAAUUCAAUCACACUUGAUACAGCACUGAGUUUGUUAAAGUGUGUUGCUCUGAAGAUGAUGUCAUUUACAAUUUGCAAGUAUUACAUGUAUUCUGUUGUAGGAAAAUAUAUAUUGAAGCAAUCAUAUAGUGGAAAUAGCUUUUCAGCUCUUAGGAGUCUUAGGCUUAUGUUAUGGUCAGUAGUUAUUUACUUGCUUGGAUUUACUUAAAUGUAGGGAAGUAAAGCUUAUAGCUUAUUUGCCCCUCGUCACAUUGGGUAGUCUGUCUCUAAAGGGUGAAAACUUAAUUGGAUCGGUUUUCCAGUGCGUCUCAACAACAGAUUUGAACAUUAUUUAAACAUAUUUGUGGCUUACACCCAGUAAAUAAGAUCGAUUGAUCGAUCUGUAUUGAAAAACAAGUCAGAAAAAAUCUCAGAACCAGCGGGACU
Messenger RNA from Strongylocentrotus purpuratus (purple sea urchin), 5155 nucleotides. RefSeq names its product histone-lysine N-methyltransferase PRDM9-like. Lineage: Eukaryota; Metazoa; Echinodermata; Echinoidea; Camarodonta; Strongylocentrotidae. Bases 207 to 2924 code for a protein of 905 amino acids. The transcript has 6 exons. The record is from RefSeq and is a predicted model, not a curated record. Gene Ontology annotation, biological process: regulation of transcription by RNA polymerase II. Gene Ontology annotation, cellular component: chromosome. Gene Ontology annotation, molecular function: chromatin insulator sequence binding; protein binding.